Messenger RNA from Anolis sagrei ordinatus, 1945 nucleotides. RefSeq names its product dickkopf like acrosomal protein 1 (gene DKKL1). The record is from RefSeq and is a predicted model, not a curated record. Lineage: Eukaryota; Metazoa; Chordata; Lepidosauria; Squamata; Anolidae.
UUCUGUUGUUCAUGAGGGUUCUGUGUGAGAAAUGUGGCUCAAUUCUAUCGUUGGUGGGGUUCAGAGUGCACUUUGAUUGUAGGUGAACUAUAAAUUCCAGCAACAACAACUCCCAAAUGUCAAGGUCUAUUUUCCCCAAACUCCACCAGUGUUCACAUUUGGGCAUAUUGAGUAUUCAUGACAAGUUUGGCCCAGAUCCGUCAUUGUUUGCAUCCACAGUGCUCUCUGAGUAGUGAAUUACUAGUCCAAUACUCAAGGUCAGUGCCCACCAGUAUUUUCUGUUGGUCAUGGGAGUUCUGUGUGCCAAGUUUGGUUCAAUUCCAUCAUUGGAGGAGUUCAGAAUGCUCUUUGAUAGUAGGUUAACUAUAAAUCCCAGCAACUACAACUCCCAAAUGACAAAAUCAAUCCCCCAGUAUUCAAAUUUGGACGUCUCGGAUAUUUGUGCCAAAUUUUGUGCAGUGAAUGAAAAUACAUCCUGCAUAUCAAAUAUUUACAUUGCAAUUCAUAUCAGCAGCAAAAUUACAGUUAUUAAGUAGCAAUGAAAAUAAUGUUAUGGUUGGGGUCACCACAACACGAGGAACUGUAUUAAGGGGUCAUGGCACUAGGAAGGUUGAGAAACACUGGACUACUCGGUCCUGUGUUUAGACGAUUGUCACCAGUGGUUUUCUAGAAUGCAAUGUAAAAGACGUAUUUCUAGAAUGCACUUGAGAUUCUCGUGUGUCUGUGGGCUAGAGAAAAAUAGUAAAGAAGACCUCCAUAACCAUAGAAUACAUAUCUGUGGUUUCACUAGCCUGUGUCCAGGGUUCAAAUGGUGUGUCUAGGAAUUUUCUAGGUCCUCCAAGUGAUUCUAUGGUAUACUUCUCCCAGAAGUUUCUAUAGAAUUGUGUUGAAGGACCUAGCAAAUUCCUAGAGAAUAUCCUUCUCUAAGUCCACUAGAACUCAAUGGUAUGCUACUGGUACUGUAAGUGAGAUCAUUAGUGGUGCUUGGUUGCACCUGCGCUUUCAUAUAAUUUUGGUUUGACCAGGAACAUAUCCCCCAUGGAUCUAGGGGUCUUAGGCGCCUUCCAGCUAUAUAAAAUCCACAUUGAACUGGAUUAUAUGGCAGUGUGACUCAGAUAACACAGUUUAAAGCAGAUAUUGUGGAUUAUUUGUCUUGAUAUUCUGUGUUAUAUGGCAAUGUGGAAGGGACCUUACUGCCAUGACAUAAUAAUUUCCUUUCAGUCUUUCGGUUUAACUUUUAAAGGUAGAUUGAUUUUCAAGUCUUCUUUAGUUUGUGGACUAAAUACCCAAAGACAUCAGCUCUUUUCUGAUCUUGGAAGUAAAGCAGGGUCUGGCUCAAGUGACCACAGAAUGAAGGACUGGGCAAAAAUACGAAUAUUGCUGUUGGUGUGGGGAUUAUGGUACCUGGCAGCGGUGCAAGAGGGAGCUACUGCACCUGCUGCCUUCUUGUUCCCCAGCGUGGAGAGACUGUUCCAGGACACUAAAAAGUUCGUGGACGAGAAAAAUGAGAACAAUGAGGAGAGAACGCACCAGAAUUUUAUGAAGAUAAUUGAGGACAGCCUGGAAGUUUUGGGGAAAGAAAAAAUGGAUCUUCCUUCGGGUUUCAACAAGCUGAAUUUAGACUACCACAGUGAGAAGAAACGUCAGAAGGCAAAGAAUGCCACUCUGUAUAGCCAGCAGGAAGUCAUGAAAGUGACAGAUAAUCAUACUGUUAAUAUAUUGUACUCAGAAGAAAUUAUGACCUCCAUUAAACAGGUAGACGCUCAAGUUGAAGAGGAAAAGGUCAGUAUGAAUGCAGGAAGGUGAUGUCACUAGUCAUUUUUCACAUCGAGUUAGGCUGUGUCAUUGCAUGAAUAGCGUGGAUGAUGUGGGAUGCUCUAUUAGGCUCUGGAGGUUCUUCUGUGAUCUGUGCUAAGUUGGCAUGCCAACUUUCUGUGUUGAUUGC